Molecule: messenger RNA, 1297 nt
Organism: Rhododendron vialii
Lineage: Eukaryota; Viridiplantae; Streptophyta; Magnoliopsida; Ericales; Ericaceae
Product: F-box protein FBW2
Exons: 3
Coding region: 243-1154 (303 amino acids)
Molecular function (GO): protein binding
Source: RefSeq, a predicted model, not a curated record
GUCAAUACAUUUCUCAUUCAUCUGAUUUCUUCACAGAUCACAGUAAAACUGUCAAUAGAAAUUGCAUUCACAAUCGCAAAUACUAGCACCACUUUUUACCUUUUAUCUAUCUUCACAUACAAAUCGUGGGCUUUGUGGCUUUUACUCUUGUCUUUACUCUUCUUGUUCCAUCUCUUCGUGUUUCUUUGUUGGUGGUUGCACUGCACCUGGAAUGGUAGGUGGCCUUCAGUAAUUUUUGCCUUAUGGACAAAGGGGCUGAUUAUCGGUGCUGGGACGAGCUAAUACCCGAUGCGCUUGGGUUAAUUUUCCGGAACCUAUCCCUCCAGGAGAAACUAGCAGUGGUGCCUAGGGUUUGCAAAUCAUGGGGCAAAGUGAUCGCAGGGCCUUAUUGCUGGCAAGAUAUUGACAUUGUUGAGUGGAGUGAUAUGGCCGAGCCUGAGCCUGAUACCAUCGAUCGGCUGCUUCGGAUGCUGAUCGCGCGAAGCUCCCCCCUUCGGAAGCUCUGUGUUGCUGAACUCCAGAAUGACCUCAUGUUCUCCUUCAUUGCAGAGCAUGCCAGUUCCCUCCAGACGUUACGACUGCCCAGAAGCAACAUAAGCGACAUAAUUGUCGAACAGGUUGCCGGAAGGCUUUCAACUGUCACCUCCCUAGACUUGAGUUACUGUGCCAACAUUGGUGCUCGUGGUUUAGAAGCCAUUGGAAAGCACUGCAAGUCGCUGACUGGGCUUCGCCGGAACAUGCACCCAAUAGACAUGGAUGGAAAGCUUUCACAGGAGGACGAGGCUCAUUCUAUUGCUAUCACAAUGCCAAAGCUCAAACAGCUCGAGAUAGCUUACCUUCUUGUCGAGACCGAAAGUGUUCUCGAAAUCAUCUCCAAUUGUCCUGAGCUCGAGUUGUUGGAUUUGAGAGGGUGUUGGAAUGUGAAGCUCGAUGAGAAACGGUUGAAAGAAAAGUUUCCGAAGUUGAAGGUUUUAGGGCCUGAUGUCGUGGACCAUUACGAGACGAACAACUGGGAAUUCUGCUCCGACUUCUCAGAGUCGUUUUACGACAGCGACAGUUUUGAAGGGAUGUGGGAUGACGACGAAAGUCUGGAAUUGAGGUUUUAUGAAGGGUUCGAUGACGAUACUGUGUAUGAUUGGCCCCCAUCUCCUUAGGCUCUCUUGCUUUCUCCCCUGUGAAAUUUGUCUUCUUUUCCUGUGGCUGUUUCUUUCUGGGUUUUCUUGCUUUGGGACUUCUAUGUGUUAUAUAUGGUUGUAUAUGUUUCAAUCCAAUGACACUUGUUGGUCUUUAUGUUUCA